GUCGUGUUUGUUUCAAUUUGAUAAAUUUUAAUAAUUUCCUCAACCGCAGUAAAAGUUGGAAACCACCGUAACUAACGUUAUCGCAACGCGUAAAAAUACCGCACACACAAAAUGCACUUGACAUUGUACAUUGUAAACCAAACAAACCGCUCGUCGUCAAUUGUUAUCCGCGACUUGAACUAGCGCCAAGCGUUUUUCUUGUUUGUAUGUGUCAGUUGUGUGCGAAACGCCUUCGGGUUCGGACGCGAUCAAAAACCUUCGCUGUCCGAUAACUGGACGUCCUCAAUCGAACCCGUUCGAUCUCGCGCGCAGAUCGAUUGUUCUUUCGCUUCAAUGGCAGCGCGGAUGAUUUGAUGGGAAAAACACACUGGGAAAGCGGAAACAGGUCGUGCGCAGUGCGAAAAUCCGGUAUUGUUCCUGCAGGAUCGUAAAACGCGAUUUUUACGCGAACUAUAAAUAAAUACGAAAGCAAACAUCGCAUCCGGUAACGCGACGCGAAACUAAACGCAGCGAAAUCUAAUAUGUGAAUUGUGAAAACACAUCGCAUGUCAGAGCAGCGAUGAAGCACGCGCCUCUCGAGUCUUCCAGUUCCAUAUAAAUUAAUUUAAAUUAAACAUAAUCAAUCGUGUUGCGUGUGUGUGUGUCUGUAUGGUGAUCGUCGAUUGCAAUUGUUUUCGGCCAAACAGCGGCGCGGAACCUUCCAGAAUGCGCUGACCGUGUUUUCCUAAUUACCGAAAACCGCUGCCUGUAUUCGCACGGUGUAUACUUAACCGUGGUCGGGGAUAUCCUAAUCAAUUAUUUGAUAAAAUACGCGCUUUGGAUGUGUGUAGCAGAUAUAACCUUAAAAAACUGCGUAUGUGUAACGAACGACUCGAGUGGAAACAAAAUCGAGUCGGGGUUUCGAGCGUCCAACGGUUAAUUAAUACAAUUACUUAAUUUACCAACGAGUGAAAGACGCUGUCGGGCACGUUGUGAGUGUAUUUGUGUAAUAAUUAAACGUUUAACAAGUGGGUUAGAUUCUAGCAAAGAUGGCAACAAGUUUUGAUCAUAAUGAUAGAAACAGUUGGUACUUUGGGUCCAUUACCAGAAGGGAUGCAACAGAUAUUUUGCAAGCAGAGAAGGAGAGUGGUGUCUUCCUUAUUAGAGACAGUGCUACAAGUGUAGGAGAUUAUGUAUUAUGUGUAAAAGAAGAUAGUAAAGUUAGUCAUUACAUUAUAAAUAAAACGCACCACACAGAGGAUGUCUGCUAUCGAAUCGGUGAUCAAGCCUUUACCGAUCUGCCGAAUUUACUGGCGUUCUACAAACUUCAUUAUCUGGAUACGGUGCCAUUAAUUCGGCCAGCCAAGAAAAAGGUCGAAAGAGUGAUCGCGAGGUACGAUUUUGAUGGACAAGAUCAAGAUGAUUUGCGUUUUAAGAAGGGUGACAUCCUGACUAUAAUCUCCAAAGAUGAGGAGCAAUGGUGGACGGCAGUCAACGGAAACGGGGAGAAAGGAUCGAUUCCUGUACCUUAUGUUCAAAAACUGGAAGACGGACAAAUAAUGAUGGAUCUUCCACGGCCGGGUUCUGGUGGACCAAUUGCACAAGCCAUGCCACCGCCACACAACAAUGAUGCCGCUAAUAAAAAAUAUCAAAUUCAGCAUAAAUAUCAACGACAAUUACCUGCGCGAGCACGCGUAAAACAAGCGCGCGUACCAAAUGCAUACGAUGAAACCGCACUGAAGCUCGAACUAGGCGAUAUCAUCCUCGUACACAAAACCAACAUCAACGGCCAAUGGGAAGGCGAGGUGAACGGCAAGACCGGCCAUUUUCCUUUCACGCACGUCGAGUUCCUAGACGACGAGCCGGCGCCCAACGACGCGUAGGCAAACAACCGCGGACUGAAACAUCGCAACAACGAAUCAACACCACACUCGUAAUUAAUACGAAAAUAUUAAUUAAUUGUAACGAACAAUGUUCUAAAAGUAUAAUAAGCUAAACGAAACCUAGUCUCCAAUCACACAAACACAUACACCCACAUAUUUUGUGUGAAACAGAUGAAAUUGAUCAAACAUGGCAGCUAUAAUCAAAGAUAAUGCCAAUAAUCAAAGAAAUUCAAACAAGUUUCCUCUCGUAACUCUUAAAUAACGAAUCUAAAACGAAUUGAUUAGCGACUUUGCUGUUUAUCCCAAUGUAUGUGCGGGAAAUUGUACUAAGAGGGUGGCGAAUGAUGUAAAAUGUUGUGUUUAUUUGAUCUGCAUCUACAAUGUAUAAAAAGAAAUGUAAUUAUGUUGUGAGACACUA
This is a messenger RNA of Dalotia coriaria, 2280 nucleotides long. RefSeq names its product adapter molecule Crk-like. Gene Ontology annotation, biological process: signal transduction; cell migration. Bases 1029 to 1862 code for a protein of 277 amino acids. The record is from RefSeq and is a predicted model, not a curated record. Lineage: Eukaryota; Metazoa; Arthropoda; Insecta; Coleoptera; Staphylinidae. Gene Ontology annotation, molecular function: signaling adaptor activity; receptor tyrosine kinase binding. The transcript is spliced from 6 exons.